UGCGAAAAACAAGAAACAGAAAAAUGGAAACAUUACCCAUCCUUCGAUGCUCUAACCAAAAGCUCUGUUGAGCGCGAAGCUUCCUCCAAUGGAGAAAAUAACCCACUUUCCUUCAGUUUCUUUAAUUUCGUUUUUGUUUUACCAUUUCACUCAAAAGAAAAGGAAAAAAAAAAAGUAGUGUGGUCAAGCGGAAGAAUACAAAAGCGGCGACUUCUGUAACUGGUGAAUCGAAGCAGCUUCCGCUCCAUUGGCAUUGUGCUUCUCUUUGUAUUUGAUUUGCGAGAACACUGAGCAUGGCGGGUGCCGAAGCCGCCGUCGCUCAUGGCCUUCAGUCACUCUUCUGCUCUGGAAACGGCGACUACCUCCUCCGCAACAACGGCGACCAGGUUCAGGUUGAGAUGCUAAGGGGGAAGAAUCUGGGUUUGUACUUUUCAGCAGCUUGGUGUGGCCCAUGUCAAAGAUUCACCCCUUGUUUGGUGGAAGCGUAUGAUGAACUCUCUUCUAAAGGCGAUUUCGAGAUCGUUUUCGUGUCUGCUGAUGAUGACGAGGAGUCUUUCAAGGAGUAUUUCUCCAAGAUGCCAUGGCUUGCUGUCCCAUUUUCUGAUGCAGAGAGAAGGGAUCGCUUGGAUGACUUGUUUAAAGUGAGGGGAAUACCCCAUCUUAUCAUCCUUGAUAAGAAUGGCAAAGUUUCUACUGAUGGUGGAGUUGAUAUAGUUCGAGAAUAUGGAGCUGAGGGGUAUCCUUUUACACUGGAUAAAAUCACUCAAUUGGUGAGCCGAGAGGCUGCAGCCAAAAGGGAUCAGUCCUUGAGAUCUAUCCUGCUCUCUCACUCACGUGAUUUUGUAGUAUCAUCUAAUGAAGAGAAAGUACCCAUCGCUAAGCUUGAAGGGAAGGUAGUGGGUCUUUAUUUUUCUAUGUUUUCAUACGAACCAUUUAUGACUUUUACACCAAAGCUGGUGGAUGUUUAUGAGAAACUGAAAGCAAGUGGUGAGAGAUUUGAAAUUGUGCAAAUAUCCCUUGAUCAAGAUGAAGAGUUAUUUAAACAAGGGUUGAGAAACAUUCCUUGGUUUGCAUUACCAUUCAGAGAUGAGAGAUGCGAUAAGCUGGUUCGGUAUUUUGAGAUUUUGACUUUACCAAUAUUGGUUAUAAUCGGGCAAGAUGGAAAAACUCUUCAGUCUAAUGUUGUUGGAGCUGUAGAAGAACAUGAUAUUCAGGCAUAUCCAUUUACAAAGGAGAAGUUUGCAGAGCUUGCAGAUGUUGAAAAGGCAAAAGAGGAAGCUCAAACUCUGGAGUCUGUCUUGGUUUUGGGGGAUCUUGAUUAUGUCAUUGGGAAAGAUGGAGCCAAGAUUUUGGUGUCAAGUCUGACGGGUAGGAACAUCCUCCUCUACUUCUCAGCAGAUUGGUGUCCACCAUGUCGUGCAUUUCUACCAAUACUCAUUGCAGCAUAUGACAACAUUAAGGAGAAGGAUGAUGGUUUUGAAGUGAUAUUCAUCUCUAGCGAUAGGGACGAAUUGUCGUUCGAUAACGUUUUCUCUAGAAUGCCGUGGCCGGCUGUUCCAUUCGGGGACCCGAGGAAAGCAUGGGUGAUGCGUAAAUUGAAGGUCCGAGCAGAAGGUAUCCCGGUGCUUGUUGCUAUCGGGGCAGAUGGGCGCACGGUGAUGAAGGAUGCUAAACAGCUUAUUUCAGCUUAUGGUGCUAAGGCUUAUCCUUUCAGCGCUGGUCGUGUUGAAGAGCUGAAGUUGGAAAUUGAGGAGAUGGCAAAGAAUUGGCCUCAGAUGGUGAAGCAUACACUCCAUGAAGAACAUCAACUUUUCCUCGCAUCUCGACCCCCGUAUGUAUGCGAUGGAUGCGAAAAGGAAGGAAAUCUAUGGUCAUAUUGGUGCGAGAACUGUGACUUCGAUCUCCAUCCCAGGUGUGCUUUGGAAAACACACCAGAAUAUCGAAAUGGGCACGGGACGAUGGACGAAUGGAGUUACUGCGGUUGAAGCUUGCUCCAUUCACCAUAUUCACGUUUGACAAGCUGUGUAGAGACUUUGCCAGGGCAACCUCAAUAGCACUUUGCCAAGCUUACUCCAUUUGUAGGUGUAUCUCGCUCCCGCUCUCGCUCUCGCUCUCAUCUUUUUCUUUAACUCAUUCCUUAAAACAAGUCACUCUAGUCCAACUUUUCAACCUAUUGAACUUGAUAAUCCUAAUUUUGCUACCAGUAGUAAAAUAGGAUGGUUUGGUAAAAGAAAGUCCACUAAUCGAGCUUCGGAUGCUUGAAAAAGUAGAGGAAUGUGAUCUUGGAUUUUCUAGGCCGCUUGUAAAUAUUGCGUUGUUACGCAUGCCUGUAAUAUUAGAGGAUUAUGUUAGAGGGGAGAAUUGCGAAUGUAAUUUGAUAGUUACAUCAUUCACUCAAGAGAAUCGUAGAAUAAUGCUUGUUUGUAUAGUCAUAUGGGAUGAAUCACUGUUUAUGUUGAACGUGAAGGAUUUUAUAAAUUUACUGCAUUGAAUAUUAGGUU
Molecule: messenger RNA, 2501 nt
Organism: Momordica charantia (bitter melon)
Lineage: Eukaryota; Viridiplantae; Streptophyta; Magnoliopsida; Cucurbitales; Cucurbitaceae
Product: putative nucleoredoxin 1
Molecular function (GO): thioredoxin-disulfide reductase (NADPH) activity
Source: RefSeq, a predicted model, not a curated record